Molecule: messenger RNA, 1090 nt
Organism: Westerdykella ornata
Lineage: Eukaryota; Fungi; Ascomycota; Dothideomycetes; Pleosporales; Sporormiaceae
Exons: 2
Coding region: 126-857 (243 amino acids)
Source: RefSeq, a predicted model, not a curated record
CAACAAUCCACGGCGCAAUUCCGCGACCGCUGCGGCGCAUCUGCACUAAGGCUCCCUCCGCCUAGCAGACAUAGCUUCAUGCUCACCUCCUUUCAUCCUUCACCACCCCAACACUCAACUCCACCAUGAACGGCGGUUGGAUAUUUCUCAUAGUCAUCGGCUUCCUAGCCCUAGCCUCCUACGGCGGCUGGGUCGUCUGGUCACGCGUCCAAGCCAACCGCCUGGGCCUCCCACCCCCAUCCCUCAACCCCUUCUCCCGCAUCCGCUCCACGGGCGGCGCAAAUUAUCCCGCCCCAGCUCCAUCCGGCAUCCGCGGCUGGUUCGACACCCAGAUAAGAAGAUUCAAGAACAGGAAUAAUCGGUAUGCGGCCGGCGCAUACGAAGAGACGGGCUAUGGUGGCGGGAGCGCAUUCAGGGGAGGCCACAGGUUAGAUCCCGAUGAGGCGUGGGAUGCGCGCGUGGGGAACGAGGCGCAUUAUGAGGAGCAAGAGCUGGGGUUGCAUGACCCCGUGCAUCCGGAGGAUUCGAUGUAUAUGGGCAGUAGUGGUGCGUAUGGGUAUGCGCCGCCGAGCGCUGGGCUCCACGCAACGGAGCCGGAGAGGGGACGGAGUAGGACGAGGGAGUACGAUGAUGGGGGUUCGAAUUUGCAUGCGGGGAGUGCAAGGGAUCCGUUUGGGGAUGAGAAUGCCACCGCGAGUUUGAGGGGAGUGAGCCCUAGGCCGUUAGAGCAGGAUACUAGUUAUGGGGGUGCGGGAACGCUGGGGGCGACGGCGGGGACGGGGAAGGGGCACAAGAAGGAUGGGAGUUUGGAUAAUAGUCCGACCGAGAGGAGAAGUAUUUUCAGGGAGGAUAUGUGAUGAAUGCCGGCGAUUACGGUGAUUCAGUCUUGCUGUUGUUCGAUGGACGGCUUAUUCUUUUCGUUUUGGAGUCCAUAUGGAUACAUGGAUUUCAAAAGUAUGGCUGGGUUAUGGAUGCUUGGCUUCUUCUUUAAUGGGUUAUUAUGGUGGUGCCAUCUAGGACAAAUACGAGAGUACUGUGUAUUAUUCCUUGGAAGACACGAUUAUCUUUCGGCUGUGAAGCUCGAGCUGAG